This is a messenger RNA of Striga hermonthica, 1761 nucleotides long. The record is from the annotation of a GenBank genome assembly. NCBI's taxonomy places the organism in Eukaryota, Viridiplantae, Streptophyta, Magnoliopsida, Lamiales, Orobanchaceae.
AUGGAGAAGAAGGAUUUGAAACGAUCAGAAGAAGAAUGCACUUUUGAUGGUUCUGUAGAUCGUCAUGGAAGACCCGCCAUUCGAUCAAGAAGUGGAACAUGGGGUGCUGGUAUUUUGAUACUUGUGAAUCAAGGUCUUGCUACCCUAGCAUUUUUUGGAGUUGGUGUAAAUCUAGUAUUGUUCCUGACAAGAGUGAUGGGGCAAGACAAUGCUACUGCUGCAAACAAUGUGAGCAAAUGGACUGGCACUGUCUACUUGUUCUCUCUUCUUGGGGCUUUCCUCAGUGACUCAUAUUGGGGUCGAUACAAAACUUGCGCCAUUUUUCAACUCAUAUUUGUCAUUGGAUUGGUUUUGUUGUCACUGUCAUCAUACUUGUUCCUAGUCAAGCCCAGUGGUUGCGGGGAUGGGAUAACUUCUUGCGCACCUCAUUCCACUAUCCAUCUAGCACUCUUUUACAUAUCGGUUUACCUAAUCGCCCUUGGAAACGGAGGCUAUCAACCCACUAUUGCUACAUUUGGAGCCGACCAGUUCGACCAAGAUCAUCCCAAGGAGAGCCACUCAAAAGUUGCAUUCUUUAGCUACUUUUACUUGGCAUUGAAUCUGGGAAGUCUUUUCUCAAACACCGUGCUCGGGUAUUAUGAGGAUAAGGGCAUUUGGGCUCUCGGCUUCUGGGCAUCUGCUGGCUCUGCUACACUUGCAUUGAUUUUGUUCCUGCUUGGAACACCAAUAUAUAGACACAUCACACCAAAAGGCAACCCAUUUUCAAGAUUCUGUCAGGUUCUAAUUGCAGCAUUUAGAAAAUGGAAAGUUGAAGUGUCCUCAUCAUCAAGUACCCAAGUUUGUUUAUAUGAAGUGCAAGGAAGUGAUCUUGCUGAUAAUGGAGGCAGAAAAAUACUUCAUACACAGGGAUUCAAGUUUUUAGACAAAGCUGCUGUAGUGAUACAAGAAGAUGAUAACGUUAUUAACCCAUGGAGGCUUUGCUCUGUAACACAAGUGGAAGAAGUAAAAUGCAUACUAAGACUCCUCCCGAUUUGGCUGUGCACUAUCCUCUACUCAGUCGUGUUCACACAAAUGACAUCCCUUUUCGUCGAACAAGGUGCCGCAAUGAAAACAACCCUCUCCGGCUUUCACAUACCACCGGCCAGCAUGUCUAGCUUCGACAUUCUAAGCGUCGCCUCUUUCAUCUUCAUUAGUCGCCGCAUCAUUAUUCCUAUUGUCUCUAGGUUUAGAAAAUCGGGGAAAGGCCUCACAGAGCUCGAGCGUAUGGGCAUCGGCCUCAUCAUAGCCGUGGCUGCCAUGCUCUCCGCGGGGGCUGUCGAACAUUUUCGGUUGAAAUAUGCGCGGGAAGAGGAGGACUCGAGCAGCUUGAGCAUAUUCUGGCAGAUACCACAAUACGUGUUGAUUGGGGCCUCAGAGGUUUUUAUGUAUGUUGGACAGUUGGAAUUUUUCAACAGUCAAGCACCGGAUGGGUUGAAAAGCUUCGGGAGUGCUCUUAGUAUGACUUCAAUAUCGUUGGGGAACUAUGUGAGCAGCUUGAUCGUGAGCAUUGUGAUGAAGGCAUCGACUUCUGAUGAUAUGCCCGGUUGGAUACCUAAGAACCUUAACAACGGGCAUUUGGACAACUUUUAUUACCUAUUGGCAGCUCUUACAACUGCUGAUUUUGUGGUGUAUGUGUUUUGCGCAAGAUGGUACAAGUACAUAAGGUUUGAGGACAGAAGUAGUAGUAAUAGAGGGAUUGUUAAUGAUGUGCUAGCGGUAUAA